Messenger RNA from Oncorhynchus kisutch (coho salmon), 9607 nucleotides. Its product is annotated as glutamate receptor ionotropic, NMDA 2B-like. The transcript is spliced from 11 exons. Gene Ontology annotation, biological process: monoatomic ion transport. Bases 53 to 3913 code for a protein of 1286 amino acids. The record is from RefSeq and is a predicted model, not a curated record. Gene Ontology annotation, cellular component: membrane. Gene Ontology annotation, molecular function: signaling receptor activity; ligand-gated monoatomic ion channel activity. Lineage: Eukaryota; Metazoa; Chordata; Actinopteri; Salmoniformes; Salmonidae.
GAACGUGACGUUUGAGGGACGGAACCUGUCCUUCAGUGAGGACGGCUACCAGAUGCAUCCCAAACUGGUCAUCAUCCUACUGGACAAGAUGAGGCAGUGGGACAAGGUGGGGAAGUGGGAGAACGGCUCCCUGUCCAUGAAGUACCACGUCUGGCCUCGCUUUGAGAUCUACUCAGGGGCAGAGAGCCGGGAGGACGACCACCUUUCCAUCGUUACGCUGGAGGAGGCUCCGUUUGUCAUCGUGGAGGACGUUGACCCCCUCAGUGGCACGUGUAUGAGGAACACUGUGCCCUGCAGGAGACAGCUCCAAACAAUGCUAGCGGGAAAUAAAACCGUAGACUCUGGGAUCUAUAUCAAGCGCUGCUGUAAGGGAUUCUGCAUCGACAUCCUGAAGAAGAUCGCCAAGCACGUCAAGUUCACCUACGACCUCUACCUGGUGACCAAUGGAAAACACGGCAAGAAGAUCAACGGCACCUGGAACGGCAUGGUGGGAGAGGUGGAGACAAAAAAGGCCCACAUGGCGGUGGGCUCCCUCACCAUCAACAAGGAGAGGUCAGAGGUAAUUGACUUCUCGGUGCCCUUCAUUGAGACGGGCAUCAGCGUCAUGGUGUCCCGUAGCAACGGCACCGUCUCGCCCUCUGCCUUCCUCGAGCCCUUCAGUGCUGAUGUGUGGGUGAUGAUGUUCGUGAUGCUGCUGCUGGUGUCUGCGAUUGCUGUGUUUGUGUUUGAGUACCUCAGCCCUGUGGGCUACAACCGCUGUCUGGCUGACGGUAGAGAGCCUGGAGGACCCUCCUUCACCAUCGGCAAGGCCAUCUGGCUGCUGUGGGGUCUGGUCUUCAACAACUCUGUCCCAGUGCAGAACCCCAAGGGUUGGACCAGUAAGAUCAUGGUGUCGGUGUGGGCCUUCUUCGCUGUCAUCUUCCUGGCCUCCUACACAGCCAAUCUGGCAGCCUUCAUGAUCCAGGAGGAGUAUGUGGACCAGGUGUCUGGACUCAGCGACAAGAAGUUCCAGAGACCCAAUGACUUCUCCCCUCCGUUCCGGUUUGGGACGGUCCCUAACGGCAGCACGGAAAGGAACAUCAAGAACAACUACAAGGAGAUGCAUGGCUACAUGAUCAAGUUCCACCAGAAGAAUGUGGAUGAGGCCCUCUAUGGUCUGAAGACUGGUAAACUGGACGCCUUCAUCUACGAUGCAGCGGUGCUGAACUACAUGGCCGGGAGGGACGAGGGCUGUAAGCUGGUGACCAUCGGCAGUGGGAAGGUGUUUGCCUCCACGGGCUACGGCAUCGCCAUCCAGAAGGAGUCUGGCUGGAAGAGACACGUCGACCUGGCCAUCCUUCAGCUCUUUGGAGACGGUGACAUGGAGGAGCUGGAGGCCAUGUGGCUGACGGGGAUCUGCCACCAUGAGAAGAACGAGGUGAUGAGCAGCCAGCUGGACGUGGACAACAUGGCCGGCGUCUUCUACAUGCUGGGGGCGGCCAUGGCUCUGUCGCUCAUCACCUUCAUCGCCGAGCACGCCUUCUACUGGCAACUGCGCUUCUGCUUCAUGGGCUACUGCACGGGCAAGCCAGGCUUCGUCUUCUCCAUCAGCAGGGGCAUCUACAGCUGCAUCCACGGGGUUCAGAUCGAAGAGAAGAGCAGCUCAGCUCUCGACUCUCCAUCGGUCACCAUGAACAACACCCAAUCCAACAUCCUGCGUCUGCUCCGAACCGCUAAGAACAUGGCCUCCCUGUCCGGGGUUAACGGCUCACCUCACAGUGCCCUGGACUUUAUCCGCCGUGAGUCAUCCGUCUACGACAUCUCUGAGCACCGCCGCAGCCUGGCAGGUCACUCGGACUGCAAGCCCCCGUACAUGCCGGAGGAUAACAUGUUCAGCGACUACAUCAACGAGGUGGAGAGGACGUUCGGGAACCUCCACCUGAAGGACAGCAACCUGUACCAGGACCACUACCUGCACCACCAUGGAGGCUCUGCCCUGGGGCUCAGCGGCCCGCCACUUAACAGACCUCACAGCCUGGGCAGCAACAGCUCUCUGGAAGGGGGCAUGUUUGACUGUGACAGUUUAGGGGGAGGAGUGGCACCCAUCUUCACCACCCAGCCACGCUCUGCCCUGACCCACAGGAACAUGAGUAAGUUUGACCUGAUUGCCGGUCAGAACCCACCCUCCGGGCCGGGCUUCAAAUCGGGACUUUCAGACCUGUACGGAAAAUUCUCCUUCAAGGGAGGGGCCUCCAGCUCAGGUUACAUCCCCGGGCACGACAGGUACUGUGGGGGAGGGGGCAGAGAGGAUGACGGAAACAUUCGUUCAGACGUUUCAGACAUCUCCACUCACACGGUCACCUACGGGAACCUGGAGGGCAACGCUAAAAAGCGUAAGCAGUAUCGCGACAGCCUGAAAAAGAGGCCCGCCUCGGCCAAGUCGAGACGAGAGCUGGAUGAGAUUGAGCUGGGCUACCGGAGAAAGCCCUACCACACAGGCUACCACCACUACCACGGCCACCGCUCCUCCUCCCCGCCCCUACUGCCCUCCGAACGCAAGAGAGGAGGAGGGGGCAAUGCAGGGAGCACAUCCUACCUGUUCCGUGACAAAGAGAGUGUGAGGGAUUUCUAUUUGGACCAGUUCCGCCCCAAAGAUGGUGUCCCCCAAUGGGAACAUGUGGAUCUGACAGACGGUCCUGGAGGGGGGGGUGGAGGGGGCGGGGGGAACUGCACCAGUUUGGUGUCAGUGGACGACUUCCUGAAACAAAAUAAACCCAAGAAAUCAGAGUCUAAGAGUGGGGGAGGCACAUCAGGGGCGGGGUUGGCAGGAGGAGACUGGGAGUGUCGUAACUGCCGUGCCAGUGGAGGAGGGGGCAAGCAGAUGUCGAUGCAUGGCAGCGGGGCGGGGGAGAGGGGAGGCGGAUAUGGUGGAGGGGUUAGUUGUGGAUCCUCGGGGGGUGGAGGGAACAGCCGUCCCAGCUCUGCCACCUGCAUGCGCUGCGAGGGCUGCAAAAAGACAGGCAACCUGUACGACAUCAGUGAGGACAACAACCACCUCUUGGAACAGAUGGGGGGUGGGAAAGGCGGAGGCAUGGGGGCUGUGGGGUUAAGUGGAGGCGCCCAGCCUCAAUCUCAAGCCCAGCGUAGGAAGUCUGCCGGCUUUGGAAAGCCACUCCGACGGCAACACUCUUGCGACACCUUCGUAGACCUUCAGAAAGAGGAGGCAGUCGGAGUCAGGGGGGUCAUGGGGGAUCUAGGAGGGGGCAUGGGGGGUGUAGGAAUGGGCGGGAUGUUGCCUCCCCCCAGAAGUGUUAGCUUAAAAGAGAAGGAGCGCUAUAUGGAGGGUGUUAGCCCCUUUGCCCACAUAUUUGAGAGGCAUGGAGGCUCAGAGAGGGAGAAGGAGCGAGACAGAGACCCCCUGUUCUAUGGUGGUGAGAUGGCCAAAGAAGCAGGGUCGCCAUUCGGCUUGUUCCGAGGUGGUGAGGGCCUGCACCGCCGCUCAGUGGGGGAAAGGGACAUGAGGGACAGAGAAAGAGCCAUGAUGGAGGGCGGUGGAGGAGGAACCUACUCCUUAUCCAAAUCUCUCUACCCGGAUAGGGUCAACCAAAACCCCUUUAUUCCAACCUUUGGUGACGACCAGUGUCUCUUGCAUGGCGCCAAACAAUACUACAUGAAAAAGCAACAGCAGCAGCAGCAGAUGCCCCCCAAAAACAGCCGAAGUGACUUCCGGGGCUCUGUGGGUGUGACGUCUUUCUUGCCAGCGACUGCCACUGCUGGGGUCAUGUCCACCGUGGCCCCCAGGUUCCCUAUGGAGCUGUGUCUGGGAGGGAACCUCCACGGCUCCACGCUGGGUUUGGGGCCAAUACAGCGCCCGUUCAAUGGCAGCAACGGGCACGUGUACGAGAAACUCUCCAGCAUAGAGUCAGACGUGUGAGAGAGGAGACUGGGUGGGGAGGCAUGGAGGGAGGGAGGCAUGGCAUUAGUGCUGGGAAGUCAGGGAUGACGAGGCACCACUGUCCACAUUGCAACCACAAUACUUUUAACAAGGAAGGAGAACAGUCAGGGAAGAGAAGAUGAACGACAGAAUGGUAAAAAAAAGGUUUCGACAGAAAAGAGCAGGGUGAGUUAGAAGGAAAGAUGGGGACAUUCAAGCCCUGUUAUUUUGUUACAAAACAAUGAAUUCAAGAGGUGACACGUGGGUAGGGUUAUGUUAACUCUAUUAUUUAUUUGGCCGUUGCCAUCAACACACUCAAAAAGAACACAAAAUUGACACCUCUGAAUGUGAUAUUGCAGGUUUGAGCCAAAUGGCUUACAGAGUCACACCUAUAGAGUGAUUAUGAGAAGGGAAUGUGAGUGAGUAGGGAAGUGUCCAUCUGGUCAAGUGUUAUUAAAGAAAGGAGAUGUUGUCAUGACUCAUGUUGAUGAUAGCUCUAAGACUGAAAAUGAGUGGAAGACGAUGGCCGUGUUAACCCCCUGCACUAACUCUCCCUCUUUUUGCCUCUACAAUCUUAGAGAAAAUGAUUCCAAAAGGGUUAUUUGGCUGUCCCCAUAGGAGAAGCCUUUUUGUUUCCAGGUAGAAUCCUUUAUGGUUCCAGGUAGAACCCUUUUGGGUUCCAUAUAGAACCCUCUGUAGAACAGGUUCUACAUGGAACCCAAAAGGGUUCUACCUGGAACCUAAAGGGUUGUACCUGUAACCAAAAACGAUACUUCAAAGGGUUCUGCUAUGGGGACAGCCGAAGAAUCUUUUAAGGUUCUAAAUAGCACCUUUUUUCUAAGUGAGUUGUUCUGCUCCCUUACACCCCCCCUGCUCCCUUCUGCUCCCUCCCUUUGACUCUUUAUUGUUAUGAUAAUUCAAUCAUAAAUGAAAAUAAGAUAUUCUUACUGAAAUAACAGGGUAAAACAACAAUAAUGUUAUUAACAUUGUGAUUAACAAAAGUGAUAUUAUGAAGUGCUUAUGACAUUAGGUUUGGUUUAUGUUCCUUUGAUAUUUCAAUACGGUUUAAUAUUUGUGGUUAUUUCUUUGUCUGCCCGAUGGUGGCAGGAAGCUUGUUAUCUAAUUCAACUAACAAGCCUGAAGGACUGAGUGAAAAGUCAUUAGGUCUCUUGUUUUUGUUUUAAUGAUAUACAGUCCACGCUCAUUCAUUCAUUUGCUGUUUUUAAAAUUGUUACGGAAAGAUCUGGAAGGCAUCAUUUGCACAGUACUGAACGGUUCUUCUUUGUUUGAGGUUUCAAGAGAUGUCACAACCUGUUUCUGAACAGGUCAACAACUGUGAAAGACAUGUCUUGUCAUGAAGCAGAUGGCUGAAGAUACUGACUGAAGGACGAGCCUUAAAGGACUCCAGAUGAUGUGCACCCCAGAGAGCUCAGCGGGGCGUGAUGUAACAGCACGAUACGUAAUGAACAAGGUGUUAAGAUGUGUGCAAUAUCCCCUUGUCUUGAAGGGGAAACGCGCUACUCUGAAACCAAGUCAUUAUUUACAGGUGUGAGACUGAGAGACUGUGGUGUGUUUCAAGACAAUAACGUGUUUGAAUAACUAACACUUAACUUGAUGUGGACGUUAUUACACAGACAUUACAAUACCAUUGGAAGUGCUUCAUAAACCUGUCACAGGUCCAUACUAAAGAACACCACACAUACUGUCAGACUGCUGUGCCUCAUCUAACAAGCAUUUGAUCAACCCUUUUGGAUUCAGGUUCUUAGAAAACAGCCAGCAGCCUCCUAGGCUCACUUUUUAACACACCACUUAUCUCGUAAAACCCGUUGCGUUCACUCUCUGAAGUUAGGAAGGUCCAUACAGGCUUAUGAGACACGUUGAAGAAGCAUUUGUGAAUGCAGUUUUACUUCACGGCAGUCAGAGUGUUUUUAAUGUGUAUUAUAGGCGUAUGCUCUGUAAUUCUAAAUUGAACUCAAAUCCUCUUAAAAGAUGUUGUUGCCCAAAGGAGAUGGUAAUGGUAUUGAUGAACGGCUGAAUGUGAGUCGUGAGGAUGUCUCCAAAUGGGACAUUCCUCCUCAGACUGAGGCAGUUAGACGGAGGAUAUCCUGAGAAUGCUCACGCUGUCUGCUUUGACAGAUGUUGACAGUACUUUUAACCUAAGACCUGUAUAUUGCACUGACCCCCCCCCCCAGGUUCAGACUUUCAGAAAUACAUGCCUUAUCACAUGAAACUGACUGAUGACACAAGAUAUUGUACAGCAUACGAGCCUAUCAGUUAUUUAAAGUUUUGUCUUCAAUUAGUAUGAGGUGUCAUGAGUUCAAGGGCUGCAGGAAAUUGUGUUUCAGUGCUGAAUGGAGAUUGAAGGUGCUAAGGGAGUAGAUUGCGCCGAGUCAUUCCUACUUCCAAUAUGAUCAAACUGCACCGGUAAUAUGGAGGUGGAAGAUGGAGGGGAAAUGAUUGAGUGAUAACAGCUGUUUUCCUAGACCUGCUGAUAAUCUAUUCAUUUAUUCAGUACCCACUUCUCUCUCCAUACUCUUAAGAUAAAACCCAUCAAGUUAGCCUUAAAUCAAACUGAGUCAACACCCCCUGUGAAUUACUUCACAAAUGGAUGGGUAUCUUUGCACAUGUUUUGGAUGGUCGUCCAGAGAGGAAGGUUUGAAGAAGCAACGGAAAGGAAGAGGAAGAAAUAAGAGAGAGGGAGAAAGAAAUGAGAGUUAUUAUCAAUCAGCAUUAGUAUGUUCUCUGUUCCCCUGUAAAUAUAUUUAACAACUAUUUUCCCUUUGUACAGUAGGCAGACAGUCAGGAUGUAACUUUCAAUAUGUUUUACAACAAUUUAAGAAAUAAACAAAAUGGUAAUAAAAACAUAAAAAUACACAAAAAAAUAUGCAAAAUAGUUAAGACAAAUAUGAUUAAUAAUGAUAAGUGAUAUGAUUGAACCUAUUAUUUGCUUUAAAUCUCAUGUUUACUUAAUUACAAAAGUUCACCAGUAAAUAUAAUUAUUAUUUUAAGAAUAUGCUUUUGCUCAUUUUCAGUAAAGUGUUGGAAAUUGAGGAUAAUUUAGUGUAGACGUUUGGUGAUAAGGGGGAAAGUUUCGUUUACGAGUCUUUGCUAAGUUUCCCUUGAAUUGUGUUAGAUUCUUUUUUAAGAUAGGCUACUCUUCAUGCUUUACGGGAUACACACAAUUAUCUAUACAUUUAUGUAAUACAGUAUCACAUGUAUACAUACCAGUAGAUGGCUUUUGCAUAUAGAGACUGUAUAUUGUGAUCCUUCAUUUAAGCAAUCCUCAUUAAUUAAGUAAUUGAGUGCAAGAUCAUUUGUGUUAUGUUGCCCUUUAUUCAACUGGGAUCUGAUGCCGACUGCACUGGUGUUGAUAGAGCCUACACUACGCAGGACUGACUCUUCCUCCUCAUUCUGUGUAUCUUUAAUAAGGAUAAUACUGAUAUCUUCAGUGAUGUCAGUAGCACUGGGCACAAAACAUUGGACAUUUCCCAGUGUUGCUCUCAUAAUAACAGAGGAUGGUGGUGCAGAUGGGGUCCAAAGGAAGUGGUUAGCUUCAUCACAGUGAAGAAUCCAUCUGAAAUGGAAAUGCAGUUUUGCAACCCUUUAUAGAAUGAUGAAAUGUUUCUCAUCCAUGUCACCUAAACAUAAUGUGCAGAUGGUUAGAAAUGAAGGGUGAAUCAAGUAAGUCAAGGCAAUGAGUUGACAUCAUUAUGUUCAUUUGGGUUCUUGUCAGAGAAAUAAUUAUAUCCUUUGUGAUGUAUUUAUCCUUGAUCAAAUCUCCACUGUGUGUCAAACUGUUUGGUAUGCAUGCGUGAGGAGAUAUAUAUGUUGUCUAAGCCAUUUUUUUUAUUUAUCUGCUAGUUUUUGUCUGAACAUUAUUGCUUUCAAUAACUUUCAAUUAGUUUAUUUUCCAACUUUCUGGGAGAAAUAAUUUUAGCUUGACAUUUCUCAUUCAAAUGCAUUCAUGUCCAGAGGUUUUUUUUCUGACAAUUGAAUUGAAACUGUCUGGGUCUGCAUACUUUUUAUGCAACUCCUCAUGUUGAUUUUACUCAUCGCAAUAAACUGCAUGAUCCCUUGGAGUGUUUGUGUUGGAAUCUACUGGUGUGUUGAUUAGUCUUGAAUGAAGAACCCCUUUAAAUGUACAGGCCUAUAUUGUGAUAUGGAUGGUCAGGAACUCUUCUUGAAAAUGGCACACUGGUCUUAACCGUUUUUUUCACUGAUUGGACAGGGUGGAAUAAACUGAUACUGCUUAGUACAGGCUGUCGUACCCUUUACCACAACUACUCUACGGACAGCAAGUGAGAAACAGCAAGCAGUGUUUAUUUCCCCAAGGCCUUUUGGUCCCAGUCACACUCUGUGCACAAGCAUGUCUGUACACAUACACAUUUCUUUAAAUGGGAUAUGAAGCCAAAUGCAAUGUCACAUCAGCCAAAGCAAGGAAAUGCUCUGCCAUGGUAGUGGACUGUAGAACAGGCCGAUGCUAUUGGGUGGAUACUCCAGCUGGAACACAUUGAUCUAAUAUGAUAACAAACAUCACUACAUCUACAACACUGGUUUAUUCCUGUAUUUCAAAGUUGAAUAAACAACACUGGUUUCAUUAUGUUUUUAUUAUAAUAUUUUGCCUAUUGAUGAAAAGGACUUACAGUUUUUGAACUAUUUAAUUUGUAUAACAAUAUAAACGUUGAUAGUAAUCAUAUUACAAUUAUUACAUUGAGAACACAGUGAUUGGUUACAGGUCUAUUCUCACUGGAGUGCUUUGGACAAAUUAAAGAAAAAGUUCAUCUUAUGAAUAUUGCAGGGUUUUUGGAAUGGUUAACAUUGCAACUUUAUGCAUUUUUUGUUGCGCUCUCAUUUCUUGUAGAUUGAAUGAAAGUGGUGCACUGUGUGUGUUUGUGUGUGUAUGCUUGAAUGGUUGGUCAGUUGUGGUCGUGUGUUUAUUUCAGCAUAUAACAUGUACAACGGUUUGAUUUUCUUUUGUCUUCAUGAUUAAGAUUCAUAACAUGACAAAUGUUAUAGUAAUGUGGGUAACAUUGGUUAAGGGGUUGUUGCAAAAUGUAUUUUAUAAAAAAUAUUCAUUGCUGAGAGUGUGUACAGACAGCCUGCGUUUUAGGGCAAGUUUGUGAUCUUUCUUUACCGAAGCUGAAUAUCCUGAUUGAAUUAACCAUGAGUAGGUGAAAUGUAACAUGAAUAGUAUCAACUGUAUACAUGUUAUUGUAGGCCAUUAUUUUCUCUUUUUGUGGCCCUUUCUUUGAAGUGUUACACCAUUUUUACACCAUUAUACAAACAGAAAAGUAUAUACAAAUAAAGAAUUGUACAGAUUGUGUAAAUAUGAAUAUUGGAGAAAACAUUUAAACUCAUUCCUUCAUUUUUUUUGUAUGGAAAUGAUUAAAUUAACCACAAGAACAAAUUAAUAAAGUAAUUGGAUAUUUGCACAAAAAAAAUCAUCAUGGUACCUCUAAUAAGGAUAAUACUGAUAUCUUCAACGAUAAGUGCUAAAAUAUGACUUAUUUUUCUUUGUACGUGAUGAACAAAAAUGACGUGUUGAGUAUGAAUUAAAACAUGCCAAGUCUCACGGCUUUGGGGAUGAGUUUCUCUGCCCUUGUGUGCUCUGUACCCCCCCCCCCCUCAUUUUCUUCUUUUCCCUCCUGUCAUUUUGAAGAUUUGUCAUCUCCCCUGUACCCCCUCAAUCUUUCA